This is a messenger RNA of Diospyros lotus (date-plum), 1071 nucleotides long. RefSeq names its product glutamate receptor 2.2-like. The record is from RefSeq and is a predicted model, not a curated record. Gene Ontology annotation, biological process: G protein-coupled receptor signaling pathway. Gene Ontology annotation, cellular component: membrane. Bases 1 to 1071 code for a protein of 356 amino acids. The transcript is spliced from 2 exons. Gene Ontology annotation, molecular function: G protein-coupled receptor activity. NCBI's taxonomy places the organism in Eukaryota, Viridiplantae, Streptophyta, Magnoliopsida, Ericales, Ebenaceae.
AUGGCUAAGCUUGAUUCAGAAUACUCCUCUUCUUCUUCUUCUUCUAUGCUUGUACUGUUAUUGCUCUCGUCGGGCUUCCUACAUAAUGUGCUUGGCGGGCAAGUUGUUAAGGUUGAUGUGGGGUUGAUUCUUGACAAAGACACCAUUGUCGAGAAGAUAACAAAGACAUGCAUGGACAUGGCACUUGAAGAUUUCUAUGCCACUCACCUCAAUUUUACCACAAGGCUUGUUCUUCACCCUAGAGAUUCCAAGACUGAUAUUGUUGAGGCUGCAUCAGCUGUUAUAGACUUACUCAAGAAUGUGCGAGUACAGGCAAUACUAGGUCCACAAUCAUCCACACAGGCAGAAUUUGUGAUUAAUAUCGGCAACAAAACACAAGUUCCCAUAAUUUCUUUAGCAACUAGUCCUUCUCUAUCGCCGAAAGAAAAUCCAUAUUUCAUUCGAGCAGUGCCUAUUGCAUCCGCUCAAAUUGGAGCCCUGGUAUCUAUAAUCAAGGCAUUUAGUUGGAGGCAGAUAGUGUUAAUCUAUGAGGACAACUCUUAUGGUAGUGGGAUACUUCCCCAUCUAAUUGAUGCUUUGCUACCAAUCAACACGCAAGUUCGAUAUCGAAGUGUCAUUUCUUUGUCAGCCACAGAUGAUUAUAUCCUUCGAGAACUCUACAAGCUACAAACCAUGCAGACUAGGGUUUUUGUGGUGCAUAUGCUUUUACCUCUUGCUUCUCGUCUUUUCCUGAAGGUUAAGGAAGUUGGAAUGAUGAGACAGGGAUAUGUUUGGAUUAUAACAGAUGCUAUUACAAGUUUGCUAGAUUCCAUGGAUCCCACACAUAUAGAAGCAAUGCAAGGUGUAAUAGGUGUCAAGACUUAUGUUCCAAGGUCCAAAGAGCUUGACAAAUUCAAGAAAAGAUGGAGAAAGAGAUUUAUUCAAGAGAAUCCAGAUAUAGAACAUGAAGGUGAACUAAACAUAUAUGGCUUGUGGGCGUAUAGUAGCGUCAAGUUAUUAGCAAUGGCGAUGGAGAAAGCACAAAUUUCAAAACCAAAAUUUUUGAAAUCAAAUACCAAUGGAGAGAAUUAG